Messenger RNA from Bombus terrestris (buff-tailed bumblebee), 910 nucleotides. RefSeq names its product probable 28S ribosomal protein S16, mitochondrial (gene mRpS16). Gene Ontology annotation, cellular component: ribosome; mitochondrial small ribosomal subunit. The record is from RefSeq and is a predicted model, not a curated record. Gene Ontology annotation, molecular function: structural constituent of ribosome. Bases 310 to 732 code for a protein of 140 amino acids. The transcript has 3 exons. Lineage: Eukaryota; Metazoa; Arthropoda; Insecta; Hymenoptera; Apidae. Gene Ontology annotation, biological process: mitochondrial translation.
GUAUAGGGAUACUAAUCAUUAAAAUAUUGUACUUAAAAUAAAUACUUAUUUAUUAAUUUCCAUUAAAUACUUUUGUAAAUAGAUGAAUAUUUAUUAAAAUUAACUUAAAUAACUCUCGUUUUGAAUAUGAAUUUCUUUUACUUGAAUUAAUAUUGACUAUCGUAAUGAUUAAUUAAAUGUAAUAUCAGGUUGUCCAACUAAUCGCACCUAACAUAACCUCCAAUGAUGAGCUGAAAAUUGAAGUCUUCUACGUGACAGAGUUGUAAUUUUGUGUUGUAAUAUAAAUCAAACUGAUAAAUAUUUAACAAAAUGCCACGUUUACCAUUGCAUCCCUCAUCUGGGAUUGGUAUUUCGAAUGCUUUCUAUCCUAGAUCAAUACGAUUUGUUCGUUAUGGAUGUGCUAACAGACCUUUUUAUCACAUUGUUGUUAUGCCUACUAAAAGUGGACAACACAAACCCCCGAUAGAACAACUAGGUACCUAUGACCCUAUGCCAAACAAAUAUGAUGAAAAAUUAAUUGCUUUAAAUUUCGAACGGAUACAAUAUUGGUUGGGACAAAACGUAACAGUAUCAAAACCAGUAGCAAUAUUGUUAGGACUUUGUGGUUUCUUUCCAAUACAUCCAAGAACAUAUAUGAAAGCAUGGAGAAAUCGAAAAAAAGCUGCAGAAGAAAUUGAAAGAAAUAACAGUGGAGAAUCAGAAUCGAAAACAGAAACAGAGGCUAUAGGCUAACAUAUUUUAGUUAUUUUAUUUAUAUUAUAUAUUUAGUAUGUAAACAAUGUAUGCAUUUGAAUAAAAUUGUUACUAAAAAUAAAAUGUUAAAUUGAUUUAAUAGUACAUUAAUAAGAGCUUAAUAAAGAACAAAGUAUGCAAUAAAAUAUGAACAGUACAAAUAAAUAUACUUAUUAGA